Lolium perenne is the source of this 1426-nucleotide messenger RNA. NCBI's taxonomy places the organism in Eukaryota, Viridiplantae, Streptophyta, Magnoliopsida, Poales, Poaceae. The record is from RefSeq and is a predicted model, not a curated record.
UGCACCACAUGGAUCAGUCACAAGCUGAUCAGCACCACAAAGAGAGCAUCCAUAGCCGAGAGAGAAAAAGAGAGCAAUGGCGUCCCAGGUUCCGACUAUCGAGGUUCCCACUGAUGCUGAGCUGCUGCAGGCACAGGCAGACCUGUGGCGACACAGCCUCUACUACCUCGCGUCCAUGGGGCUCCGCUGCGCCGUCCAGCUCGGCAUCCCGACCGCCAUCCACAACCUCGGCGGGGUCACCUCGCUGCCCGACCUGCUCACCGCCUUGUCCCUGCCCCCUAGUAAACAGCCGUUCCUCGGCCGCCUAAUGCGUGUCCUCGUCACGUCAGGUAUCUUUGCUGCCAGUAACGACUCGGGCGUGGAGAUCUUCCGCCUCAACCCGCUGUCCAGCAUCCUGGUGGAUGGCGUCGCCGCCGACGACCACCACAUCCAGACAUCCUUCGUGCUGGCCGUGACAUCGCCGCACUACACCGAGGCCGCGCUGGGGCUGGCCGACUGGUUCAAGAAAGACACCCUAGGGCCCGUGUCGUCGCCGUUCGAGGACGUGCAUGGCGCGGCGCUCUUCGACGACAGCAUGGCGCUCCUGGACAAGGAGUUCGACGCGCUGGUCAAUGACGCUUUGGCCGCCCACGACAACUUAGGGAUCGGCGCGAUCAUGCGAGAGUGCCAUGCCCUCUUCAACGGGCUUGAGUCUCUCACUGACUGCUGCGGCGGCGAUGGGACGACGGCGAGGGCCAUCACCAAGGCCCAUCCCCACGUCCAGUGCACUGUGCUGGACCUUCCCAAGGUGAUCGACAAAGUGCAGCCAGAUGGUGUCGUCAACUAUGUUGCUGGUGACUUGUUCCACACCGUCCCAAAGUCUCAGGCGGUGAUGCUCAAGCUUGUACUGCACCACUGGAGCGACGAGGAUUGCGUCAAGAUCUUGUCUCAGUGUAGGAGUGCCAUUCCUUCACGUGAGGAAGGAGGGAAGGUGAUCAUCAUAGACAUUGUGGUUGAACCUUCUCUCGGACCAAUAAUGUUUGAGGCCCAGAUUCUGAUGGACUUGGCUAUGCUUGUGUACACAAGAGGCCGUCAGCGUAACGAAAAUGACUGGCAUGAACUCUUCAUGAAAGCAGGGUUCACUGACUACAAGAUUAUCAAGAAACUAGGAGCACGAGCUGUCUUCGAAGUCUACAAGUGAAAGGUUUCGUAAAAAAUCAUCUAUAUAUCACCGAAGAGCGUGCUCGUAAGACAUGCAAGUCUGCUGUAUGUUUUGUUUACAAAUAUAGAUAUGGUGUGCUCGAGGAAGGAAAUAAAGGGAGUAUACUGCUUUAUAUUCGUAAAGAAAUUACUAUAGCUCAGCAGCUUAAGUUUUAAGCAUGGUUAUUAUACUAUCUUGUAUCUUUUCUUCCAGAAGUAUUAUAAAUAUUGUUGGUGUGCUUGUGUA